Messenger RNA from Podarcis lilfordi (Lilford's wall lizard), 4284 nucleotides. Lineage: Eukaryota; Metazoa; Chordata; Lepidosauria; Squamata; Lacertidae. The record is from the annotation of a GenBank genome assembly.
CACAGUUGAAGUUGUCGAAGGAUGAUUUCUUGGCCUAUGAUAAAAAGCCUUUUGUUUCCACUGCCAAACCUUGAGGGGAAAAUUUGCAACAGUUUGGCACCAUUUUUGAGUGAAUUGGAGAAUUUCGGAUUUUUCUGAAAUUGUGACCGUGCAGCUUAGGGAUUUUGUCAGGAAAAUGUUUUUCCGCAGCUGAAGUAGUCUAGGGCGGAUUUCUUGGCCUAUGAUCAAAAGCCUUCCGUUUCUACCGCCAAACCUUUCAGGAGAGAAUUCCCAAAAGUUUUGUACAAUAUUUGAGUGAAUUGGAGAAUUUCAGAUUUUUGAUUAAAUUGUCACCCUGGGGCUUAGAAAUUUAUUUCCCCACAGGUUAAGUUGUCGUGGGCUGAUUUCUUUGCCUAUGAAAAAAAGCCUUCUGUUUCCACCGCCAAACCUUUCAGGGGAGAAUUUGCAACUGUUUGGCACCAUUUUUGAGUGAAGUGGAAAACGGCUGAUUUUUGAUGAAAUUGUGAGCAGCCGGCUUAGGGAUUUUUUCAGAAAAAUGUUUUUCCGCUGAUUAAGUAUUUGAGGGCAGUUUUCUUGGCCUAUGAUCAAAAGCUUUCCGUUUCCACCGCCAAACCUUUCAGGGGAGAAUUUGCAACAGUUUGGCACCAUUUUUGAGUGAAUUGGAGAAUUUCGGAUUUUUGCUGAAAUUGUGACCCCGGGGCUUAGGCAUUUUUUCAGAAAAAUGUUGUUCCGCAGGUGAAGUAGUUGAGGCCGAAUUUCUCAGCAUCGAUAAACAUUAACAUUGCUUUACAACUCUUUCUUGCUUCUAACUUUUCCAAAAUAUCCACAACUUUUUAAAUAUCUUUCAUAUGUCUUCCAGGCAGAAAUCCUGCCUGGUCUUUAUGAAUAUACUCAGAUAAAAUCUUUUUUAGCCUAUUAUCCAGUAAAUUUCAAAAAAUUUUUAAUCCACAUUAAGUAGGGAGAUUGGUCUGUAGUUUUUAAUGUUGGAUCUAUCCUGACGCUGUUUAGGAAUCAGAGUAAUGUAAGCUUGUUUCCAGGUUUCAGGUGCUUUCCCACCCUGUAAAAUUGAAUUAGAUAUUUCUACCAGAGGUUAUAUAAGCCAAUCUUUCAAUGAUCUUCUUUUUCUUUUUUAUACAGUUGCUUAUAAUAUUUAUAAAAACAUUUUCUAAUGUCUGCAGGUUUCUCUACCGAUUUUCCUUCUGUAACAAUGUUUGUAAUAGUACUUUGUUUUUGUCUCUUUUUUAAUUGCCAGGCUAAUAGUUUCCCACAUUUAUUUGCAGAUUCAAAAUUUCUUUGUCUCAUCCUUCUUAUCUUCCAUUCAGUUUCUUGGUUUACUAACUGUGACUAUUGAACCUGUAAGGCUUUAAUUUCUUUUUGGAUCUGCAAAUUCUUUGGGUUUCUUCUAAGCUUCUUCUCUUUGUCUUUCAGUUGUUCCAUAAUUUUGUCUUUUGCCUCAUUCUGUGACUUUCUCCUAAUUGUGUUUUGUUGUAUCAGAAACCCUCUCAUUACCGCUUUGCUGGCUUCCCAAAUCACCCUUAUUUCCAUUCCUUGAGUCAUAUUAAGUUCAAAAUAACCCUUUAGGGUUUUUUGGGCCUUAUUUACAAUUGAUGAAUUUCUCAACAAAUCGUCAUUCAUUCGCCAUCUGAAGGAACCCUGAACAAACAUUUUCAAGUCCAUAGAAACUGCAUUAUGAUCCCAGCAGGUUUUAGGGCAAAUUUCCGUUUUUGCCACUUUAGGAACCAAGUCUGUGGAUAUCCAUAUAUAGGCUAUUCGCGAAAAUACUUGGUUUGCCUCUGAAAAAAAGUGAAGUCUUUUUCCAUUGGAUUUCUAAUUCUCCAUGUAUCUGACAGAUCAAAUUUUUCAGUUAGAUCAAACAAAGUCUUCGGUAGUCUGCCAGAGUUCGUAACCUUUGAUCUCUGAGUUCUGUCCAUCAAGGUAGAUGCAACUCCAUUCAAAUCCCCCAUCAAAAUAAUGUUAUAAUCCAAGUAUUCCGGCAGACUUGCUUCCAGGUUCUUAAAAAAUUCCGCUUUGCCAUCAUUAGGUGCAUAGAUUCCUAAUACCAAAAAUUUCUCGCCUUGUGCUGAAAUUUCAACUGCGAUAUAUCUUCCUUCCUCAUCUUUGAAAGCAAAUUUUGGAUUCCAUUUAUCUUUGAUGUAGAAAACCACUCCUCUUUUUUUGACUUUGUCAGAAGAAAUAAAUUCUUGACCCAAUCUUUUAUUUAUUAAUUUUUUUGUGUGUAAUCUUGUAAUGUGGGUUUCCUGUAGACAAAUUAUGUCCAAAUUUUGUUUCUCCAAAAUAUGAUCAAUUUUUUUCCCUUUUUUGUGGCAAGUUCAUGCCAUGAACAUUCCAUGAAUAAAUUCUCAACACCAUAUUGGCUAUUUACGAGGAGGCUGCUUCCGCCCCCCGCAGCUGUGGAGUUUGCAAUCCAAGUUCUACCGAGUGCUUCUGGAUAAAUCUAUCCUUCUCCUGAAGAUUCUUAAUCUUUUGCUUUCUUCCUUCAAAUUUGAAGGAUAGGCCCUCUGGAAAUUCCCACCUGAAAAAAAUGUUCUUUCUCCUCAGAAUAUCUGUCAAAUCCUUGUACUGGGAUCUCAAAUUCAAAAAAAACCUAGGAAUUUCCUUGAAAAGAACCACCACUUUAUCAAACACUUUGAGGCCUUUUUUAUAGUGAUGUCCCAAAAUGAUAUCUCUUUGUUCCUUGGUCUUAAAGACCACAAUACAGUCGUAAGUUAUUUUAGUCUCUUUUUUAGGUCCAAAUCUAUAGGCUUUCUCCACCCAGUCUUCCCUCUCCUCUUUUUUAGAUCCCAGAAUUCAACAAAAUAUUUUAUCACACAUUCUCUGAGUUUAUCUUGAUCCUGUUCCAGAUUACGAAAUCCUCUCAAUCUCAGAUGAGAUUGUUUCUGUGCCAGCUGUAAAUAAGCUAUAGCUGUUGCAUUUUCCUGUUGCAAGCGUUCCAAGUCCUGGACCUGAACAUUCUCCAAUUGUGUCCAUCUUUCAUCAUGUGUAUUAAUUUGCUCUUUGACAACUCGCAGGUCAGUGCUCAACUGGUCAAACCUUUCUUCCAAUUUAUUUACCACGCCUGUAUUGCGGUCCAGUCCUUCUUUAAUAUCAUUUAACGCUGACAAUACCGACUCCUCGAAUUGCGUCGGUGCUUUAGAGCCACGUCUAGGCUUUUCUUUUUCUGAAGUCAUAACUGAGGAAUGUCAAGGUCAAUCACACAGUCUGCCAGAACAAUGGAGGAAAAACAGUUUCUCCUUUCCACCAGCCAAAUCGAAAGCAGCUUCCUUAGUCUUUAAAACUGCUUCAGUCACAACAAAAAAUAUGGCAGAGAGAAGUUUAUCCAAAGCUCUCUUUCUUGAGAGGAAGUAAGACAGUUUUUAUCACUUUAGAACGUUACUAGUCAAUGCAGGACAAUUUAUAGGCUAUUCAGUCGAGGUGGAGAUUAAGUUUAUUCACUUUCCUUAUAAAAUCACCAUGGAGACUAGCCUUUCCUCUCGGCUGGUCCGCUGCCAAGAGAGGAUAUCUCAGUCUAAUUAGGCAAGUUUCCAAUUGUAAUAAAUCAUUCACAUACCCCUAUGUUCCCAAAGAAAGGAAAAGGAAAAUAUCGCUUCCAGUUUUAAAAGUUUUCUUUACUUUUAGGCUUCAGUCUUUGCACGCCGAUUCAUAUUUUUGUUCAACAGAAGGGGAGCCACCUCCUUUUCCAAUGUCUCCCUUAUCUUCCCAGAUAGCUCUAAGAAUGAUUUAGGAGUACUUACAGUUCCAAAUUGCUUAUUCUUUUUUUAUGGAGGAAUUGAUCACUGCUGGUUGCCAGUUCUCAGAGCUUCGCAGCUUUGAAGAGAGCAGUCGUUUCCGCUGAGCCGCAUCUCACCCCACUCACUCUCGGUGCCCUUAAAUCUUACCGGGGACUGGAGGAGUCGCAGAUAAGGCUUGCCGGAUAAACCAAGUCCUCAGAAUGCCCGAUCUGAGAUUUUAAUGGAGAACUGUGUCGCUCUUACAGUCUCUCCCUUCUUCAAAGUGCUGGAAUUCUUUCAGCCGAAAGACUCCAUGACUGCCAUACCACGUGACCAACCAGAAAGUCCUGGUUCCGACUGGUUUGGACCAGUUCCAACUGGUCUAGACCAGCUGAAACCGGCUUCAACCAGCUUGGACCGGUUCAAACUGGCUUGGACAGGUUCCAACCAGCUUGGACCGGUUCAGACCAUCUGGACCUGUUCCCUCCGACUUGGACAAGUUCAAACCAGUCUGAACCAGUUCAAACCAGUUGAGACUGGUUCAAACCAGCUGUGA